Molecule: messenger RNA, 690 nt
Organism: Theileria annulata
Lineage: Eukaryota; Apicomplexa; Aconoidasida; Piroplasmida; Theileriidae
Exons: 3
Coding region: 1-690 (229 amino acids)
Biological process (GO): vacuolar transport
Source: RefSeq, a predicted model, not a curated record
AUGAGAUUUUCUAAACUUUUUGUAUGUUUUAGGAAACCUAAGGCUAAUUAUAAUUCCAAAAUUAUUAAGCUGAAGUCAUUAAGAGAUGACCUUUUGGAAUAUAGAGAAUCUCUCCAGGGACGCUUAUCAAAAUUCAAUGAUUUAUGUCUGAAAUAUGUUAAGGAAAACGAUAGAAGUAAUGCCCUCUUUAUUCUUAAGAGAAAGGCUCUGGUAUCAAAGCAACUGUUAAUCCUUGAUGAGCUAAACUUUAAAAUACUAGAACUCAUUUCCGACACAGAAUGCGCAAAUGUAUUUUGUUACUUACACAUAUCACUAUUAUUAUUCGUAAUUGAGGUAGCUCGGCAUUUGCGGAUUGGAAGUGGAUUAUUGAAUGAAAUAAAUAAGGAGUUGAAACGAAAGGACUUGGAUUCUUUUAUGGAGUCAGAUAAGAGGAAUUUGGAAGAAAUGGCCGAGGCAUUGGGCAUGGUAACUCGUAGUUACGAGAUCGAUGAUCUUGAACUUGUCCAGGAACUUGACUUUCUUACCAGCGACAUGAACUCCAUGAGUUUAGAACAGAAUUACCCUAAAAUUAGCCAGGAUGAUCAGCGAAGUUUCGAUUUGGACCUCAGUAAACUAAAGUCUGUUUCCAGUGAAAACACGUAUACCGACAGGGAUUUCCUCACCUCAAAACCUACACAAAUAAUGGCUUAA